Messenger RNA from Sporothrix brasiliensis 5110, 1686 nucleotides. Its product is annotated as solute carrier family 20 (sodium-dependent phosphate transporter). The transcript has 3 exons. The record is from RefSeq and is a predicted model, not a curated record. Bases 1 to 1686 code for a protein of 561 amino acids. Lineage: Eukaryota; Fungi; Ascomycota; Sordariomycetes; Ophiostomatales; Ophiostomataceae. Gene Ontology annotation, cellular component: membrane. Gene Ontology annotation, biological process: phosphate ion transmembrane transport.
AUGGUCCGCCUUCUGGAAUAUAACCAUCUAUUUGCUGUUGGCACAAUCUUCGCCUUCCUAGAUGCAUGGAACAUUGGUGCCAAUGAUGUCGCCAACUCAUGGACCACGUCGGUCAGCUCGCGUUCUGUCACGUAUCUGCAGGCCAUGUGUCUUGCCAGUGUGAUGGAGUUUGGAGGUGCAGUCGGCGUCGGGGCCCGUGUAGCGGACACCAUCCGCACCAAGGUCGUCAACACCGACCUUUACGCUGAAACGCCUGGGGUGCUAAUGCUGGGCAUGGUGUGUGCCAUUAUAGCCUCGUCGUUGUACCUCACUUUUGCCACCAAAGUUGGUAUGCCUGUGUCCACCACGCACUCCAUUAUGGGUGGCGUCGUUGGCAUGGGAAUUGCGUCCGUUGGCGCCAAUGGCAUCCAAUGGGUGGGAUCAGGUAGUGGCACGGCUGUGGUUAAUGCUGGUGUGGUGCAGGUCUUCCUGGCGUGGAUCCUGGCCCCCGGUAUCUCAGGCAUUUUUGGCGCCAUCAUCUUCACGAUUACCAAAUACGCGGUCAUGCUGCGCUCUAGACCCGUUUACAAGGCUCUGUUGACUGUUCCCAUCUACUUUGGCAUCACGGCGUCUCUACUCACUAUGUUACUGCUCUGGAAGGGUGGCAGCUACGCCGUGACGCUAACGGACCCGCAGGUGGCCGGUGUGAUUGUCGGCGUCGGAGCUGCCUGGGGCAUUUUCAUUGCCAUUUUCCUCUGCCCGUGGCUUUAUUGCAAGGUUAUCCGCGACGACUGGACUAUCAAGGUCUACCACCUGCCCCUGGGGCCGCUCAACUUACGUCGUCCCGAUGCUGGACCGCCGUCGCCGGGAUAUUGUGGUACGCGAAAUUUCUACCAGGGACAUCUCACGCAGGAGGAGCUGGAUAGACGGCGUGCGCGCCCCGUCGUCAGUGCGGAGGCGCCCAGAGGCCAGGGCGUGACGGACGAGGAGGCGACCAUAGGCAAUGGGUCGCCCGAGCUGAAGGGCAACAAUGCCACCAACACGGCCAGCGUUUCCGACGAUGGCGUGGUGAACAACCCGGCGCGACGUGGCCAGCUGCAGCCCUCGGAAGGCAUUGAAAACGAGAAGCAGCCCGAGCAACACAAGUCCAUUGUCGGGCCGAAGCCCGAUGGCAAGUGGUAUUCCGGCUCGGUCCUCUUUUGGUACUUCAAGUAUGCUAUUUUCCGUGGUGUUGACGUCGACAUUGUCAACUCACAGAAGGACAAACGUACUCUUUUGACAGGUGACCUAGAGGCCAUGCACGCCCGCGUCGCACACUACGACAACAAGACGGAGUACAUGUUCACCUUCCUGCAGGUCAUGACUGCUGCGACUGCGUCUUUCACACAUGGUGCCAACGACAUUGCCAACGCUAUUGGACCCUAUGCCACAAUCUUCCAGAUCUGGAACGACGGUGCUUUGCCUGAGAAGGGCAAGGCUGACGUUCCCAUCUGGAUUCUUGUCUUUGGCGGCGUUGCUUUGAUCAUUGGGCUUUGGACGUACGGCUACAACAUCAUGCGCAACUUGGGUAACCGCAUUACUCUUCACUCGCCGUCCCGUGGGUUUUCUAUGGAGCUAGCUAGCGCCACGACAAUCAUUCUCGCCACCCGUCUAAGUUUGAUUUCUGGGUCGCUGAUGGCCUUUAUCAUUCACUCGCCACGGUGGUAA